AUGAUGGCAUUGCAGUGCACAAUUCCUUUUGAGAUAAUGGCUGAACGGAAGAUAACCAUUUGGUUUUUCGUCUAUCAUCUUAUUACACCCUGUUUUGCCUACUCCCUGGCAGAGGAAGGAAACAAAGGUUUUGGACCUGUUUUUGAGGAGCAACCUAUUGAUACCAUCUAUCCAGAAGAAUCUUCAGAUGGACAAGUUUCAAUGAACUGCAGAGCUCGAGCAGUUCCUUCUCCUACUUACAGGUGGAAACUGAACAACUGGGAUAUUGAUUUAACAAAGGAGCGCUACAGUAUGGUGGGAGGCAGACUUGUUAUCAAUAAUCCAGAGAAAUCAAGGGAUGCUGGAAAAUAUGUCUGUGUAGUAUCAAAUCUCUUUGGAACUGUCAGAAGCAGUGAAGCCACACUGAGUUUUGGAUAUCUGGAUCCCUUUCCACCUGAGGAACGUUAUGAGGUUAAAGUACGAGAAGGUGUUGGAGCAGUGCUUCUUUGUGAGCCCCCUUACCACUACCCAGAUGACCUCAGUUAUCGCUGGCUUCUAAAUGAGUUCCCAGUGUUCAUUGCUUUGGACAAACGACGAUUUGUGUCACAGACGAAUGGCAAUCUCUACAUUGCAAAUGUGGAAGCAUCAGAUAAGGGCAAUUAUUCAUGUUUUGUGUCCAGCCCUUCGAUAACAAAGAGUGUAUUCAGUAAAUUUAUUCCACUUAUUCCACAAUCUGAUCGGGCAAAAGUAUAUCCUGCUGAUAUCAAGGUGAAGUUCAAGGACACGUAUGCUCUCCUGGGGCAAAACGUGACACUGGAGUGUUUUGCUCUUGGAAAUCCGGUUCCUGAACUCAGAUGGAGUAAAUACCUUGAACCCUUGCCAGCCUCUGCUGAGAUAAGCAUGUCUGGUGCAGUUCUUAAAAUCUUCAAUAUUCAGUAUGAAGAUGAAGGGCUUUAUGAGUGUGAAGCUGAAAACUAUAAAGGAAAAGAUAAACAUCAAGCAAGAGUCUAUGUACAAGCUGCUCCUGAGUGGGUAGAACACAUCAAUGACACAGAAAGGGAUAUAGGCAGUGACCUGUACUGGCCUUGUGUAGCUACGGGCAAGCCUAUUCCAACAAUUAGGUGGCUGAAGAAUGGUGCCUCGUUCCGGAAAGGUGAACUAAGAAUGCAAAGUCUGACCUUUGAUGAUGCCGGCAUGUACCAGUGUAUAGCAGAAAAUAUGCACGGAAUUAUUUAUUCAAAUGCUGAACUGAAGAUUGUGGCUUCACCUCCUACUUUUGAACUGAACCCUAUGAAGAAGAAAAUUCUAGCAGCUAAAGGGGGGCGUGUAAUCAUUGAAUGCAAGCCUAAAGCUGCUCCUAAGCCAAAAUUCUCCUGGAGCAAAGGAACAGAAUUGCUUGUAAAUGGGAGCCGCAUACGUAUCUGGGAUGAUGGGAGCCUGGAAAUUAUCAAUGUCACAAAGCUGGAUGAAGGUCGCUACACCUGUUUUGCAGAAAAUAACCGAGGAAAAGCCAAUAGCACUGGUGUUCUAGAAAUGACAGAAGCUACAAGGAUCACUUUAGCUCCAUUGAAUGUUGAUGUCACUGUUGGAGAGAAUGCUACCAUGCAAUGCAUUGCAUCCCAUGAUCCCACAUUAGACCUGACAUUUAUUUGGUCUCUAAAUGGCUUUGUAAUAGAUUUUGAGAAAGAACACGAACAUUAUGAACGGAAUGUUAUGAUUAAAUCCAAUGGUGAGCUGCUGAUUAAAAAUGUCCAGCUGCGGCAUGCAGGCAGAUACAUGUGCACUGCUCAGACCAUUGUGGACAACUCCUCAGCUUCAGCUGACCUUGUGGUAAGAGGUCCUCCAGGCCCCCCUGGAGGUAUAAGAGUAGAAGAAAUUAGAGACACUGCUGUAGCACUUACCUGGAGCCGUGGAACAGACAAUCAUAGUCCUAUUUCUAAAUACACUAUCCAAUCAAAAACCUUUCUAUCUGAAGAGUGGAAAGAUGCCAAAACAGACCCAUCAGAUAUUGAAGGAAAUAUGGAAUCUGCUACAGUGAUCGAUUUAAUUCCAUGGAUGGAAUAUGAAUUCCGGAUAAUAGCAACAAACACUCUGGGGACAGGAGAACCUAGUAUGCCGUCACAGAGGAUUAGAACUGAAGGCGCUCCUCCUAAUGUGGCUCCUUCUGAUGUUGGAGGAGGGGGUGGAAGCAAUCGAGAGCUGACAAUAACAUGGAUGCCUUUGUCAAGAGAAUACCACUAUGGCAAUAAUUUUGGUUAUAUAGUGGCCUUCAAGCCAUUUGGUGAGAAAGAAUGGAGAAGAGUUACAGUUACUAAUCCUGAAAUUGGCCGAUAUGUCCACAAGGAUGAAUCAAUGCCCCCUUCAACUCAGUAUCAAGUAAAAGUGAAAGCUUUUAACAACAAAGGGGAUGGGCCAUUCAGUCUCACUGCUGUAAUUUAUUCAGCACAAGAUGCUCCAACUGAAAUACCUACAGAUGUGAGUGUAAAAGUUUUGUCAUCUUCUGAAAUGUCUGUUUCUUGGCACCAUGUUUCUGAUAAAUCUGUGGAAGGAUAUCAGAUUCGUUACUGGGCUGCUCAUGAUAAAGAAGCAGCUGCACAGCGGGUACAGGUGAGCAAUCAAGAGUAUUCAACCAAACUGGAGAACCUGAAGCCUAACACUCGCUACCAUGUGGAUGUGUCUGCCUUCAAUAGUGCAGGCUAUGGACCUCCCAGCAGCACCAUUGAUGUUGUUACCAGGAAAGCACCUCCAAGCCAACGUCCAAGAAUUAUCAGUUCUGUAAGAUCUGGUUCAAGGUACAUCAUCACCUGGGAUCACGUGAAGGCAAUGUCAAACGAGUCUGCUGUUGAAGGAUACAAAGUACUUUAUAGGCCAGAUGGACAGCAUGAAGGCAAGUUGUUUUCCACUGGAAAGCACACAAUAGAGGUCCCAGUCCCCAGCGACGGUGAAUAUGUGGUUGAGGUGCGAGCACACAGUGAAGGAGGAGAUGGAGAAGUAGCCCAAAUAAAAAUUUCAGGUGCCGCUGUUGGAGUACCAACUCUGCUCCUGGUCCUAGUGGUGCCGCCCUGGGUGUCCUUGCCUGCUCGGGAUUCUGAAUGUAGCUGGAUUCACCUUGUCCUCCACCUAACACAAAGGACUCCCUUUGAAGAUGAGGACACGAUUUCUUUUUGAUUCCUGUGGCACCAUCCUAAGCCAAAUAAAUUACACUUUAAAAAGAAUAACCCUACCAAUUUCCUAUAAACUUUAAGAGGACUGAGGCAUCCAGGAACUCCUUCAUGAAAUAAAUCAACUUUUGAACGGCUAAGAAAUAUUUUUAACUUGUUCCAAUAUGCCUUAUAA
Messenger RNA from Cinclus cinclus, 3315 nucleotides. It is a transcript of the gene CNTN1, whose product is annotated as contactin 1. Gene Ontology annotation, molecular function: cell-cell adhesion mediator activity. Lineage: Eukaryota; Metazoa; Chordata; Aves; Passeriformes; Cinclidae. The record is from RefSeq and is a predicted model, not a curated record. Gene Ontology annotation, biological process: cell-cell adhesion; brain development.